GUCAUGCAUGGUACUCUUAGAAGACUUGUGGCAACUUGGUUUAUAACCUUUAGAACUAAGUCUUCAGAGGGUCCACAUGAACGGUGUAAAAUUGGAAGUGCAACCAAGAAACCUCCUUUUUCCGCAACUUGGUCAAAAGAUUCUUAUGGGAACUAUUGGAAAGUUACUAACUUUGCAAGGACAAAGCCCUCUUUUCGGAGAAAGUUUUUGUCGGAUUUUGCAACCUUUCUAUUAUUUCACCACUUUUAUUGGUCACUUUUUGCUAUAUUAUGGUUUCUUUGGUUCGGUUUAUAUCAAAGAAACCGGGUUAUAUUGACAGUUUCAGCCAUUUACUUAUUGACUUGGUUUGGAAGAUUAGAAUAUGGAAGUGGACUGCCUUGCUCAACCUUUUGUCGCUCAGCUUGGUGGAAGUUGGUGUUUGAAUACUUCCCUGUUAUUGUUUACCAACAAGUUGAACAUGAAACUGCUUCAAGUGAUACCAUCAUAGUAUGUUGCCAUCCGCACGGUGUAAUGGCGGUUAGUAGAAUACUUUUGUAUGGUUUUCUUUGGGAGACUCUCUUUCCACAGCAUGAAAAGAGAAGGGCACUUGCAGCAAGACCGCUUUUCUAUUUGCCAGUUUGUAGAGAGUUUACGUUGUGGUCGGGAGGUAUCGAUGCUUGUAGAUAUUCUGCUCUCACUUCUUUGAACAGUGGGAACAGUAUUUUUGUGUUUCCAGGAGGCAGUGAAGAAAUAUUUGUAACGAGAAGAGAUAAUAUUUAUGUGCUGCUAGAGAAACGGAAAGGUUUUAUCAGGUUAGCGUUGGAAACGGGAUCCAAUCUGGUUCCUGUGCUUGCUGUUGGUGAAGAAGAGCUUUUUAGACUCUUUCGUUUGGUCCCAGAACGUUUGCAACAAUUUUUUUUACAUUAUUUUAGGCUUCCUGUUGGUGUAGCGUUAGGAAGUUACUGUACUUGUAUGCCAGAACGUUCUCCACUUCAGAUUGUGGUUGGAAGGGCAAUAACCGUGCACGCCAUAGAGAACCCCAGUAAAGAAGAUAUCGAUUCGCUCCAUGCCGUUUAUAAGGAAAGACUUGUCGAAUUGUAUAGAGACUUUAAAACUUUGAAUACUUGCAAAGACAAAUCUCUCGUCAUUUUAUGACAAUAAAAAGAUUUCUUUGAAA
This is a messenger RNA of Galdieria sulphuraria, 1156 nucleotides long. Its product is annotated as diacylglycerol O-acyltransferase. Gene Ontology annotation, cellular component: endoplasmic reticulum membrane. Bases 4 to 1134 code for a protein of 376 amino acids. NCBI's taxonomy places the organism in Eukaryota, Rhodophyta, Bangiophyceae, Galdieriales, Galdieriaceae. The transcript has 6 exons. Gene Ontology annotation, molecular function: diacylglycerol O-acyltransferase activity. The record is from RefSeq and is a predicted model, not a curated record. Gene Ontology annotation, biological process: triglyceride biosynthetic process.